This is a messenger RNA of Zerene cesonia (dogface butterfly), 2452 nucleotides long. RefSeq lists its product as uncharacterized. NCBI's taxonomy places the organism in Eukaryota, Metazoa, Arthropoda, Insecta, Lepidoptera, Pieridae. Gene Ontology annotation, molecular function: A2-type glycerophospholipase activity. The record is from RefSeq and is a predicted model, not a curated record. The transcript has 6 exons. Gene Ontology annotation, biological process: phospholipid metabolic process; arachidonate secretion. Bases 217 to 1677 code for a protein of 486 amino acids.
GAGGCAUUUUUUUAAAUCAGUGCAUGUUUGACCGUCGAGCGGGGAGGUUGUGUCGCUCGGCCGCGUCGCACCCGCGGAAACUAUAUACGAAAUUCUGAAAGUUGAGUCCGUAAAACAUAUGAAUAUAAAGUGUUGUUUUUAUGCGAAUCGUGCUGUGGAAUAAGUGAUAUUUUCAGUGAUUGUGGUUGUGUAAGCUGAGUUCUGGACAGAUCAGCGAUGGAGUUGAAGUCGCCGAAAGCGAAGAAAAAGUCGAGCGCGGCCCGCGUCGUCUCCUGGAAGAAGCUGUUCAGCACGCCCAUCCUGAUCCUCCUGCUGCUCGGCACCACGAGCUGCGACAGCGACAGCGACAGCGGCGACGUCACCGGCAGCCGCGUUGACAGUGACAUUGACAUUGACAACCGCGACGUCACCGGCCGUCACGCUGACAGCGACGUCGUUCCAAUUUCGAAUGUGACGCGCAAACACAGACACGGCAUAGACAACGCGGACCGGAAGGCCCUCGGCGACAUAAAGCACCUGCGGCGGCAUCUGAACAGGGACAUUCUGAACUUUGUGAUGACCGAUGUGCUGGUUGAUGGUGAGGUUGAGAAUCGAAUUCAUUACAACGGUGUGACCGCGAAGGAGACGUACGUCGGUAGCGACGGUAACGGCCUGAAGCUCCGUCAGCUGACAGACGGCCGCCAUCUUAUCCAGAUAAUUUACACGCCAAAUGGCGCCAUUCAAGAUUGCGAAUACAUAACAGAGGGAAAAUCUACGAGAAACUUCUUAAAAACCUUAAGAAAAGAACUGAAAUUAGCGUUAGACGAGGAGGCGUUCAGAAUAACGGAAAAAAGAAAAAACAUCACGGAGGACGAACGCUUUUACCGCCAUUUCGGCAACAUGACGUUUCGCCUUUUGACAGAUGGCGAAAUUUUGCCGCCAGAAGUCGCGUCAUGGUUAGACUACGACAGAUUAAAAAUGGAAUGCUUCGAACGUCACGAAGAGUUAAAAUACAUGAUGGGAAGUAAAAACAAACUGACAAGCACGUCGCUGGCGAGGUCGCGACGGUCGUUCAGAGAGAAUUUCAUUAUGCCCGGCACGAAAUGGUGCGGCGCUGGGCAAUUAGCUAAAACCUACAACGAACUGGGCCAGGAUAGGAACGAGGACAGAUGCUGUAGGGCCCACGAUAAUUGCCGCGUCAGCAUAGGCGCAUUUAGAAGAAGAUUCGGUCUAUUCAACUAUAGGCCUUAUACGAUUUCACAUUGCAAAUGUGAUAGGAGAAGAAAGCGUGACGCGAUGGAGUUGCUGCGAGUGCCAGGCACCAAGUGGUGUGGCAAGGGGUUUUCGGCCACCCACUAUUCCCAGUUAGGUGGUUACACGAGGACGGACAGGUGUUGUAGGAUCCACGACUUGAGGUGUCCCUUCUGGAUCGGGGGGAUGGAGAAAAAGUUCGGCCUGUACAAUUGGAGAGUUAAUACGCUGAUGCACUGCCGCUGCGACGAAAGGUUCCGCGCCUGCUUAAAACUAGCUGACACGUCAGUAUCCAAUAUGGUCGGCAAACUAUUUUUCAACGUUGUCCAAACAAAAUGCUUCAUCCUAAAGCCCAUUAAAGUAUGCACGCAGCGGUCCUGGUGGGGAAAGUGUUUACGACGGGGAUACAUGAAGCAGGCGUACUUGCGGGACAACUUGCCAUAUUAAAAAAAAUAAUGACAUUGACAGAUCAAUUUUGACAGUGACAGUUAAGGCCAGUUUGCACUGUUGUAUAAUGAACUGUCAUAAUUGAGGGCGGCAAUAUUGACAUUGAUUCAAAAGUCGAAUUCAAUUAUGUUUUGUGAAUUGUGAUUUAAUUUUAUAUGUUCAUUGUAGCGGUACUUACGUAAUGUAAGUUUUUAAUGAUAAACUUUAUUGUAUGUAUGAUGAAUAUGAAAAAUAUGUAAUUUAAAUGUAUAUUUAGAUAUAUAGAUCGCUGUGGUUGCUGUUAUUCUUUUAAAUUCACUAUUUUAGUGUUUUACUCUUAGGCUUUAGCCACAUUUUAAUAUUACUUCAAAAUAACAACGGACGCACAAUAGCUCCAUCUCUUUCUUAAUGAGCUUAACUCAAAUUCACAAGAUAUACAAUACAGAUAAAAAAAAUAAUUCUAUUAACAUAUUCAAUUGUUAUCCAGUGACAACAGAAAAUAAUCCGGAAAUGUGACAAGAUGGCUGUCAUGUUAUGUAUAUUUAAAAUUAUUAAUAUAGGUAAUAAAAUAAUUAAUUAAUUAGCAAUAAGUGAUAUUAUGUACUUUUCAAUGAUGUUCCUAUAAAUUAGUAGAGCACGAUAUAUUUACUUAGCGUUAUGUAUAACGGGUCAACUCAUUUUAAAUAUGUGACAGAUGACAAAUCGAUUUAUUAUUAUAUAAUCUGUAGGCACGUAUGUGCGUGUUUAUUAUGUUAUUGAGUCGGACAUUUAUUUUAUUUUUUAUCAAUUUAAUCAU